Halichondria panicea is the source of this 1225-nucleotide messenger RNA. RefSeq lists its product as uncharacterized. The record is from RefSeq and is a predicted model, not a curated record. The coding region runs from base 387 to 929 and encodes 180 amino acids. The transcript is spliced from 7 exons. NCBI's taxonomy places the organism in Eukaryota, Metazoa, Porifera, Demospongiae, Suberitida, Halichondriidae.
UAUGUAAUUAUGCCUCAAGGCGUAGCCGCACAGCUUCUAUAGGCUUCUAUAGCUAUGGAUUUUGAUUCGUAACUAAAGCUUUGUUCUCUAGUUAUGGCUAUAAUUUUACUGUUGCAAUCUCUUCAGAAGCAUUAUCUGUUCGCACAAAGUUUCUAGUGAGUUAGCCUGUGCUAGCGCUACAAGCAAGAGAGCUAGCUAUUAUUUUUAGUGCUUAAAUCCAGAAGGUUAGCUGAGGUCCAAGUUCGCGAAUACUCUCAUGAAUUAGCUGCCCUUCCAGAAUAGUGCAGUGGUAGCCUAGAUUCAAGGCUAAUAGGCUAGUGCAGUUGUACCUAUACCAUAGACUAUGGUUGUUGACUGAGGGUUAGUAUUACAACUAAUUGCCUGAGAUGCUGAAGAAUUGGAUAUGGAGUUGGUAUCUGCUUUCCCCAAGCUUGCAAAUGCUGGUGGUGUUGAGAGUAGUAGACAAAGGACGUUCACUGGAGUUGAUCCCUCUUCCCCCAGACGGGUACACUGCCUGUGCUUCAAGCCAAGAUAUACAAGCCAAGAUAUACAUCAGGCCUAUACAAAGAAACCUCUCUACGGAGCAAGUCGUGUCUACUGGAACUCUGAAGACAGAGAAGUGUAUUGAUUGCGAUGAGACUGUGCCUAUCAGCAAAUUGAGAAGUCAUAGAGACAGCUGCGAGGGAAUAACAGCCGAAGGAAGGCAAAGCCCAAUCAUAGUGGAUGAAAAUACGGACAGUGAAGAAGAUUUACCUUCAUCGGACCGCCCUUCUGAUGUGUUGACUACUGAAGAUGCGACUGAAGAUGCGAUGGUGGAGUACGCCUUGACCAUAAGUGCAGACGAUGAAGAAACACAAGCCCUUUCGAAGUCUUUUGGUGAAAGAUGUUCUCAAGCAGCUGGCGAAGAAUUUGAAAGUAGAUGUGUAUGAACUUCAGGUCAGACGUGGACAUGUUCUAGAAGAUGUCCUCAGGGAAACAAGGCAAACAUCGUUCAAUCCUUUCAGAAGAGUGAAGUAGUUUUAGCCACACCCACCUACCGCCCAUUUUACAUUCAAGUCUACGCCAAUGCAAAAGCUUCAUCCUCUUCAUAAUCACAGCUGAGCUAUUGCGCCCCAGGGCGAACCAGCUUGAGAGAGGAGAUCCCAGAUUUAAUGAAUGGUGAUAUUAACAGGAAGGUUUCCAUAUGCUGAUUCAGCAGUUUCGAAUUAUGAACGCCCUCCAUAUU